Molecule: messenger RNA, 1413 nt
Organism: Drosophila biarmipes
Lineage: Eukaryota; Metazoa; Arthropoda; Insecta; Diptera; Drosophilidae
Exons: 2
Coding region: 1-1413 (470 amino acids)
Source: RefSeq, a predicted model, not a curated record
AUGCUUAGUCUUCGGGGAGAGGGCUUACUGUGCCUGCUGGUGGCUCUUAGUGGCUUCCAGCUAAUUGCCCCACAACAACUGCAGGGUCCCCCUCGUCCCAGGGGGCGUAUACGCAUUGCGGACAUGCAAAUUCCCGCCUCUGCCGGCGGAGUAGCUGCCCCCUCCCUGGGAAAUUGGCCAAGUCUGCCUGCUGCAGGUCCCAUCAGCUCCACGGUGCACACCCACAUUCCUCUGCUGCGCGAGGAGAAGGCCCCCCUGCCGGCCACGCCCAGCCAGGAGGCGGUGGUGUACGGCAACUGGAAGCCAGAGCAUCCGGCGAAACCCGAGGACAUGGAGGCGGAGUUGGAGUCGGAUCAGCAGCCCAGGGAGAGGGAGAGGGUCUACGGGCGAUUGGAGGCCAUGCUCAUGGGGUUUCCGGCAGAUGCCAUUGAUGCCAAGCCGUCGAGUUCCAGUGAAGAGCAGAUCGCUCCCAUAGCACCUGGUGGCUAUCAGAAUCCCUCAUACUCUCGGUCAGCAAGCUUCGAGAGAUCGCCGGAGAAGCAUGGUCGCCGCCGGAUUACCUCUCAGCAAGCGCCACAUCAAUUCGAGGUGGUGAGGGUCAACAACACAGAUCCCAUAUUGAAGACCGUGGCCAAGCAGAUCAACGAUUCCAUAGAGUCUACGACGACGGACAUCCGGAGAAAUCCUCAGCACUCCGCCGACGACAACUGGAUGCCCCUGCCGUAUCCCUAUCCCUAUGAUACCACCAUGCCAGCGCCAGCAGCAACGAGCUCCAUGAUUCCGGGAUUUAUGCAAUCCUCGGUGGUGCAUCCGCCGGCACCCACACAGGCCACUCGGUCUACUGAGGGACUGCUCAACUGGCCCACUGAUUUCAUCGACAGCUCCGCAAACACGGCGAGCACCGAAAGGAUUGACCGGAAUCCACAUGGGAACAUCGACAGGCGCGAUGAGAGCAUCUCGGAUCCGGCAGAUGAGUACAAAUACUACGAAGACUCGGUGAACUCCGCCCAGAUGCACAGUGAGCUCAGUGUUCCGGAGACAAUGCCCCUGAACAUCACCCGGGUGGGCAUCCCUUACGAGGAUCGAAAUGCUUCCGAGGAGCCGACCAUUUGUGUGCCGCUCACUGUGUCGGAGACUUCGCUUUCCUCCGACAGCGUUGUGCCCCAGUUGGUGGAAGUGGAAAGGGUCUACUGCUUCCCCCUCCCCAAAGUGGAGAUUCGGCCUGGUCACGUUCGCCCGCAGGUUGAAGAGGUGACCAGGGAGCAGGAGAUCCAGGAGGCAGAUAUGGAUGUACAACCAACGGAAGCGCCUGUACCUAGUGAUUCCACUGCGGGCGCCACUCGAAGAUCCUUUGGCAUCCUCACACUGCUCCUCAUCAUAGGAUGGAGCUUCCGGCCAGGAAUUCGAACAUAG